Molecule: messenger RNA, 1005 nt
Organism: Nylanderia fulva
Lineage: Eukaryota; Metazoa; Arthropoda; Insecta; Hymenoptera; Formicidae
Source: RefSeq, a predicted model, not a curated record
AUGGGCGAUCUUCCGAAUGUAAGAGUAAAUCGCUCAGCUCGAGCAUUCGAACAUGCCGGUGUCGAUUAUGCCGGUCCAAUUCUUGUACGAACCUCUCGUGGACGAGGUCAUAAAGCGCAUAAAGCCUAUAUUGCCGUGUUCGUUUGUAUGACGACAAAGGCGAUCCAUCUCGAGCUCGUUAGCGACUACUCUUCAGACGCUUUUCUCGCCACAUUAAAUCGUUUCGUUUCUCGUCGCGGAUACCCUGCAUCGAUUUAUUCGGAUAAUGGAACCACAUUCCAAGGUGCCGAUCGCGAACUUAAACUCGCAAUCGCGCAGGCUUUAAAAAAUUCGGAUUUGCAAAAUACGCUUUCGACCGACGGAAUAAACUGGCAUUUCGUGCCUCCUUCCGCUCCCCACUUCGGUGGAUUAUGGGAAGCUGCUGUACGCAGCGUCAAAUACCAUUUAAAGCGCUGUAUCGGCUCACAUACGCUCACAUUUGAAGAAUUAAAUACUGUUCUUUGUCGUAUCGAAGCGUGUCUUAACUCGAGACCUAUUGGGUCUGUGUCCGAAAAUCUCGAUGAUUAUCAUGUAUUAACACCGGGACACUUCCUCAUCGGGGGACCCAUCUUAGCUGCGCCACAGCCAAGCGUUCUCGAUCUUAACGAAACUCGUCUUUCCCGCUGGCAAUUGUUGCAACAUAUUACAGAAAAAUUUUGGAAAUCAUGGUCAAACGACUACUUAUUAACGUUGCAGCAGCGGCCAAAAUGGAAAAUUGCGCAACGACUUGCGACUGUAGGCCGAAUCGUUCUCUUGCGGAACGCACUUGCUCCUCCGUCUCACUGGGAGCUCGGACGUAUCAUCGAAUGUCAUCCCGGCAACGACGGACUCGUUCGCGUCGUUACCGUGCGCACCGCGCGUUCACAGUAUAAGCGUCCAAUUGUAAAAUUAUGUUUUCUUCCGAUCGAUAUCAAUACUUCAAGCGAUCAAAGUUCCGGCAUGGCGGGCGGCACCGAUUCCGAUUAG